Molecule: messenger RNA, 2924 nt
Organism: Ruditapes philippinarum (Manila clam)
Lineage: Eukaryota; Metazoa; Mollusca; Bivalvia; Venerida; Veneridae
Exons: 3
Coding region: 95-850 (251 amino acids)
Source: RefSeq, a predicted model, not a curated record
GAUGUUCCUGACGGAAACACGACAUUGUUCUGAACGAUAAUACUGUAACAUUUUUUCGUUUGUUAAAAGAGUACUUUUUUUUAUCCAAGCAAUCAUGAAAUUGAAAUUGGUCGAAAGUUGCAUUACAAAACCCUGUAUUUGUCUUUUUAUACUUUUCAUGCACCUGUCGUUAACAACAGCAGUCUGGAACAAUUAUUUGGGGAUUAAAUCAAAUAGCUGGAGAUUCGCGAAUGUGUCUCAAGUCAAACUAAUGCUGGAGAAAACAGAAUGCCUCGCUAUGUGUGAGAAUAUGGUCGGAUGUGAGACUGUGAAUUAUAAUUCUGUCACAAAGUCUUGCGAGCUGCUCAAUCCCGGUCCAUGGAUACCAAGUGACAUAUCAGCAACGGAAUCAAAUUGGACUGUAUAUUAUAAAGGCGACCGGCAGAUUGGUGCAGUUGAUGUUUGGCAGACGUCAACUUAUACAAGGGUUAUUGCACUCUCGGCUGAUUUGGCUGCUGACGGCAAUCGCGACAACACCGGUAAUGUAAGAUGUGCCCAUACUGAAGACUAUCAAUCAGCCUGGGGAAUGGAAUUUGAGAACGAAGCAGAAGUGUCUCACGUCAUUUUGUACUUCAACAACAAUAAGCGAUUUAAUUACAGAAACGCUAACUUGCGUUUGCUGAUUUCCGGAACGCGUCAAGAUUCUGCCAACAACAUCGGCACUGACUGCGCCACGUAUCCGGGACCCCCUGCAUCACCCCUUCCACCGGUGAAAGUCACGUGUACACUUCCGGUCACAGGAAAAUUCUUGAAGAUUAUGGUCACUGGCCAUCACCUUAAUUUAUGCGAAGUGGAGGUUUUUUCUACAUAGAUGUCGCUCUGGCGGCCAUUUUUUUAAAGGCACAUUAUACCUCAGAUACACAUUUUUAUAAUUCUUUAGAAAUUUGACAAUGUUUUAAUAGUGUAAUAUUAGAGCAUGUAACAUGUUUAACAACCGACGAAAAUAGCAUGCAGUAAAGUGUUGUAAAAGUAUCACAAUGUAAGCAAACUUGAAGUAGUUGUUUGAAUUCCAUACAAAAACUCAUUUCAAAUAAAUAUAUCAGUUGGAAGCAAAAGAUAGUUCCUCUGUAUGGCAAAUGAGUAUUUUCUAUGAAAUCUGUAACAGAAUACCAAACAUAAAAUAUUUUGUGAAAUUAAAAUGGUAUCAUAACGGGCCUUUAAAUUGGAUAGAUAUUUUUUCCAGAUGUAUCAGAUUAUUUAUAGUUUAAGUGUUGUUUUAUGUUUUAUUAAUUUGUCUUAUUCUUAUAUAGUAUGGGGGACUUCACAAUGCUAUCAAUAUUGAAAACUUUGAAUUUUGCUUUAUGGUAUUAUAUACAUGUAGUAAGAUAUAAUCUACAACAUCAUAGAUAUGUUAAGAUUAUAAGAUUUGGGUCAAUGUUAACAGCUGAUGCAGAUAAUUAUAUACCCCGAAAAUAACUCUCCUGUGUGACUUUGAUCUACCGACUAUAUACAUCGGGUUUACGAAGUAUGACGUGUACGGGGAGCUUGUAUUUUAUACGCUUUUAAAGUAAACUCCACUGAUAACGAUAUCAAUUAUAACAAUAAACCACUCAUAACGAUAUGCCGCUUAUAACGAUAUUCCGCUGAUAACGAUAAACCGCUGAUAACGAUUUUGUUGCUGCAGUCCCGCCUCUUGUUUUCAAAUUGGUGGCCUCUCGGAUAUAACGAUAACCGGAUAGAGAGAAAUUCGGUGCUUCCCUGAAUAUCGUUAUAAGCAGAGUUUACUGUAUGUAUAUUUUAAAUGAUGUAUUCAUGUAAACAAUGUUCAUUCAUAGCACAAACAUCUCGGGAAAUUCAGCAUGUACAAUAUUUUAUGCAGGGAAUUAGUUUAUUUAGAAUUUUAAUUUUGUUUUUCUUAUACUAUGUAUUUCUAAAAGUUCCGAAAUUUAGAGAAACAACACCCAACCUUUAUAAGGUUAUAAACUUUAGGUAGAGUCUGACAGAUGGCAAAGACUAAAAUAUUGUUAGCAAAAAAAUGGUGUACAAAAUGUUAAACUGAAUUUCGGAAAAAGUCUUAGUAGAGUACUUGAACAUACAUUUUAUGUCAAGGCUGCAAGCCUUCAGAUGAUCCAAAAUAUUUCAAGAAAUCAAAUCUGAUAACAAUGAACUGAGCUAUUAAGAAAAGUAAAGAGAUUCAAAAAUAAUAGUUAUAAUGUUCACAUUAUAUGCGUUUAAUGACCGAUUUUGCAGUAUUUUUCAUUAUAUUUCUACGGCUUUGCUAACGCAAUAAUGGCUUUUUGCAUAUUUUGACCUCCUGUUUUGGUAAUUUGCAAGUGCCGUUUGUAAUUUUGUAAUAGUUUUUUGUUGUCGUUUUUUUGUUGUUGUUGUUAACUUUACAAAGUUUAAUAUUUAAAUACAUUUUCAAACUUUUCAUUGAAGUAAACAUGAAUCUGCAUGCGUGUUUGUAAAAAGCCAUAUUAAUUGAACGUUUUUGUACAAAUUUAAAAACUUUAAAAUUACAUUGUUUUCAUAACCUAAUGGUAAUUAUUUGAAAAAGUUGUAACAGAUCGAGAAUGUGUCUGCUAAUUAACACAUAUAAUUACGAACAUCAGAGUAAAAUAAUCCCCUUCUAAUACUGCAUGUAGUUGGUUCGGCUAUCAAAUGGUACAUGAUUAACUCAUUUUUACUAAAAUUAACAAACAACUUUCUUUUAUUUCAUAUUUUAUGUACCUAUUUAAAGAAAUUAAUUAUAUAAACAUUAACAUUAGUUUUGCUGUCCAAAGACCAUAAAUAUAUAGCUUUAUACACUGAACUGAUCUCGUGUUGUUUAAGUACUUUGAAACCAGAAGCUUCGCGCAUUUGACUACUAUAUUUGUCCUUUUUUAUUAGAAAUUUGAUAUCUUUUGCAGUUUUGAUUUCCAUAUUUAAGAGAGAUGUUCAAUAUU